CAAUAAAUUUUGCCAUUUUCCCACUAUCAAAAUGCGGUCACACUUUAUUCCAACAGUAUAAGAGCCCGUCGGCACACAUUUUCCACACGAUUUUGUUAUUUGCUUGUGUAAUAAACGGAUGCGGUGUCAACUCGUAAAAAUGCAAUACCACCCCAAAUCGAAUAAACUUUGAUAUCGCCCAAAUAUUCGGAUGUGAUACGGAUUCUGACAGUAGCGUAUAACGCUGCCGACUAGUCAAGUUGUUAAAUUCUUCCUCCGUCGGCCUAUCUGAGAGCAUCCCGCGCAAUCCCAACUCUGGACAUGAUUUCAGCGCGCCAGUGCGACAUUUGAAUUGCAGAGCGCAGAGCGCACGAGUCGAGUCACCAGCAGGCCCCAGGAUCGAGACCAGGACAACAGAAAAGCACGAGGAGCCGCAGGAGUUGCGCGAGUUCCACAGGCAUAACCUUAAAAGGCACGUGCAUCCCGCGUAGAAGAGUUCUCUGCGUGCCAGCACACAGCCAGAGCCAAUCGGUUGCUCUCCUAAAAAACAAACACGCAGUACGAAAUUCCCGAAGACGAAGACAUGGCCACCCUUCUCAGCAACGGACAGCAGUCGGUGAUGGCAACCACCAGUAAUGGUCAGGAGCAGAAACAGCAACAGCACGAACCUGAGGAGCAGCAGCAGCAGCAGCGGGUCGAGAUCAGCAAGUCAAGCUCACCGAAACCCGGAGCCAUGCCCAGCUUGAAGCUGAACAGGAUGGGUUCGGUGUCACCGAAAGAUAAACGAGUCUACAAAAUCGUCCUCACUGGCGGGCCCUGCGGCGGAAAGACGACGGGACAGUCCCGCCUGUGCACCUUCUUCGAGAACCUUGGAUGGAAGGUAUUCCGCGUGCCUGAAACGGCCACUGUUUUACUCAGUGGCGGCGUGAAGUUCUCCGAUCUGACCGAGAAAGAGGCCUACAAGUUCCAGGAGAAUCUGAUCCGCACCAUGGUGCAAAUCGAGAACACCUACUUUGAGCUCGGCAACUCGAGCAACCGCAACUGUCUGAUAAUUUGCGAUCGCGGCGUUAUGGAUGCCAGUGCAUACAUAUCAAAGGAUAAAUGGGAAAAGAUGAUGGCCGGCAACAAGUGGAAUCCCGUGGAGAUGCGUGACAAUCGCUACAACCAAAUCCUGCACUUGGUUUCGGCUGCCAACGGCGCCGAGGACUUCUACUCCACAGAGGACCACGCCUGUCGCUCGGAGGGCGUUGACUUGGCCAGGGAACUGGACUACAAGUCCGCGGCCGCCUGGGUGGGCCAUCCCUACUUCGAUGUGAUCGACAACUCCACCAACUUCGAGACCAAGAUGAAUCGCAUGAUUGAGUCAGUGUGCCAGAAACUGGGCAUUGAUAUUGGCGACCGUUUGCAGGCCACGUCGCGAAAGCUGAAAUAUUUGGUGGCCCUUCUGCCGCCAGACAGCGAGUUUCCGCCCUUCCAGGAUUUCGAUGUCGUACAUCAUUAUCUGCAAUCCGCCGGACCCAAAGUGCAGGCUCGCCUUCGCAAGCGGGGACAGAAGAACCACUGGAGCUACAUCCACACGCAACGGCGUCCAAACGUUCACGGGCAGGCCCGCAUUGAGGUGAAGACGCAGCUGACGCAUCGUGACUACAUGAACUUGCUGGCCCAGCGGGACGAUGCUCACUUCACCAUCUACAAGAAGCGCCGCUGCUUCCUCAUCAACAACCAAUAUUUUCAGCUUGAUAUUUAUAAGGAGCCAGGUCACCCACGCUGCAAGGGAUUGGUGCUUUUGGAGACGUACUCAUCGCUCACCGGUGAUGCCCUAAAGAACUGCAUGCCCAAGUUCCUGAACAUUGUUAAGGAGGUGACCGGCGAUCCGGACUACUCUAUGUUCAAUCUAUCCCUCAAGGAGGACUGGAGCACCACCAAGAAGUUUUGCCGAUCGGCGACGCACGGUAAGCAGGACGAGCAGUCGCCAGAGCCGGCAAAGCAGUAUCAUCCCUACGACGAAAACAGCGAUUAGGGCAUGAGGCCAGGAGUCAACAUAAACCGUAGCCAAAGAAUAUAGAACCAAACGUUUGCACUGCUGUACAUACUAUAAGCCUACAUCUUGCGUUGCUCCAAUGCAUGCCACUUCAUUUCACGCACUUUUCUUUUCAAAAUUUCUAAGUAAUGCCAAUCGUUUUGGGCUCACGAAUUUUGAUUUUCUCCUGACUGUGUUUCUCUUUUGAUUUUGUAGUUAAGGGCGCCGCCAAUGGAGUCUCGAGCACGCCGUUGCUCCUCAAUGGUCAGUAGGCUGCCGAACUGUCCCUGAAUCUCUUUUGCACACGCAUAUUACACGGCAAAAGCAUGUUAUAUAGACAAAAAUGACCUGGCAACAAAAUGUACAAACAAAAAUCUUAAUCGAACGGAUGCCGUUCCAAGCCAUCAAGCAAUCAGAGCUCUGGCCAAACCCCCCCGUAAACAAAAAACAAGAAAAAAAAACAAAAAACGCCCACACACACCCAGUUACUUAUUUGCGUACUUAACCCCAGGAGGAUGAAGGAAGCGUGAACUAGAGACGUAUGUGUCGAGUCUAUAGAUUGUAGUGUAAUCGCAACCGGAGGUUGGGAGCCCCACCCGUACUUAAUUUUCUUGUCAUGUUUGCUCGUGUUAAUUUUGUAAGCCAUACCGACUAGUAACUAUGUAAAUCGAUGGAUCCGCGAUAUCAUGUGACGUUUUUGUGUCUUUUGGAAAAUUUGUGAACCAAUCAUUUUAACUCUAAGCUAGAAGUAAAUAAGAUUACGACUACAAGACCACCAAA
This is a messenger RNA of Drosophila erecta, 2779 nucleotides long. RefSeq names its product TRPL translocation defect protein 14 (gene Ttd14). The record is from RefSeq and is a predicted model, not a curated record. Gene Ontology annotation, biological process: photoreceptor cell maintenance. Gene Ontology annotation, molecular function: phosphatidylinositol binding; GTP binding; phosphatidic acid binding. Bases 563 to 1999 code for a protein of 478 amino acids. The transcript is spliced from 9 exons. Lineage: Eukaryota; Metazoa; Arthropoda; Insecta; Diptera; Drosophilidae.